Messenger RNA from Cladocopium goreaui, 3160 nucleotides. The record is from the annotation of a GenBank genome assembly. NCBI's taxonomy places the organism in Eukaryota, Dinophyceae, Suessiales, Symbiodiniaceae.
UUGAAACGCAUCAUUGCCUGCUUGGAUGAAGCAAACUUUCAGUUUGAAGAGACUUGCCUGUCAUUUGUGCCUACAUGUCGCAGACAGUUGGAUUGAAGAAAUUUGCGCUCCAUGGCGUUCCUGGUGGAGUUGUGCAAGAGCCAGCAUUUUUUCCUUCCAAUUUUUCACGCAGGCCAAGCCCCACCUGCCCAGGGAUUCAGGAGGCAGGGAAAGGGCGCUUAAGCAUGUGACAUUUUCCCAUCACUGAAGACACAAAUCGCCAAAUGCGGAGAGGUGGGCCGCAGGAGACGACCUUGGUCACCGCAAUAGCUGAUUUGUCAUUCCUGAACAUACGAAUCCCUCGAAAGCAAACUAAGCCAACCGGAUGUCAAACCUUUCCUGUUGAAUUCUAAUUCUCGCCUGUUUUUCCCGGGUAUUCUCGCCUGACGUGUUUUGACGCAGAAUUAAAAAAUGGAAUGAACAAACGGCACAUGCAAGAGAAAUCUCAAGCAUUAAUUAUUCAGGGAAGAUGUCUUAGACCUGCUUUGCCAAAUUGCGAUUCUUGCCUUCGUGGCAUUUCUGAAAUUUCUUGCCCGAAUCGGCAGUCAAGCUAUUUUUCAGCUCGCCAGAAAAAGUUAUCAUUCUGCCCAUUCACCCCCAAAUCUCUGCCUGUUGGAGGUCGCAGGUAUAAGAACCAGGUCGGCCCCAGAAGUUAUGCCUGGAUUUGGUAAGAGAACGCUCGUGCAACGUCCUCACCAGUGGAUGUGAGACAGCCUGAGUGAAAGACAAGUGACGUGGACUUGCUGCAAGGAUGGUUAGGGAAUGCUUCACCCUGCGUCUUUUCCCUUUAUAGGCUUUGUGUAGAUUGCAUUUCCUGAUGACGCAGCUGUGAGUGAAGCUCGGGACUGCAAAUUCGGGAGCGAUUAGGACGCCACGGAACCGACGCGGAAAAGCCUUUCUCCCAAUGGCCUGCGCCAGCCACCCAGGGUCCUCAACACUGCGACCGGAGCAUUUUUGAUAAGCCAAGCUCCAGGAUCGAAUUUUUCCAUGACUAGUUAAUUCAUUUUCUUUGGGGCAGAGGCCGGGCAGCAACUUCACGCAGAUCCGCCCAGUCUGAAAGCACCGGUACCGGUAUCCUUGUCCUUGUGUGUUGCAUGCAGGCCCUCAAUUCCAGCUGAGGCAGGGUGUGCCUGCCUUCAUGUUGUGCUCCGCAUUGCCAGGCUGAGCCGGCUGGCCAAAAAGAAGUGGCAAAACUUGGUGGACAGACCGACAGGUGGCUUUCAAGAAUAGCCUCAUGCACCUUCCAGUAGCCCGUCCCUCAGGUUUUAACCCAGCGGUUUGCCCACGUGCUAGGCCCAAAGUUUAAUUCAUUGAGAAAUUUCGAAACGACGGACAAGUUCUUGCUGUUGGAGAGGUUCAGAAGACCCAUGUGGAACCUGGGUAGGGGAGUGGGGAAAAAGGAGCUCGGAAUUCCUUUUGGAAGAUUUGGAAGUUGCCAACUUGUGGCCCCUCAUUUGACCCCAUAAUAAUGCGCGUUUUGCUUAAAUGUUUGGCUACAAAUUUAUACCCUGCCACCGUGUUUUUUAACCCAGAAAAAUUCAGAAGUGACUUCAAGUACGACUUGCCUCCAGCUUCAAAGUUACAGGACAACACACUGUCACCACAGUCCCAAACCCACACAACAGCCAAUGGGAAAAAGAUGGAAAAAACAGUUGUCGCGUGCCUAGAUGGAGGAAAGAAAUGUCAACCCACAGUCUCCAGAUAGCUGGUUUCUGAUGGAUAGAAGGGCCGGUUGAGCAUUUUGAUGUAGACUUCGGGGAGUGCAUUUGCCACAUGCACCCGCCGUAUUUGAGAAGAUGACUUUUUACGUGUCGUCGAGAAAGUCGCCUUGGGGUACACCGUUCACUGCACCAGCGGAGGACUGUGAGCCAGUCGAGCCCGUCCUGCAAGACAUAUCCCGAAGAGGUGCGAAGUGGUGGCAAGUCAAACCCAUAGACAGAUCAGCUUGGCUGAGCAAGUGCGAAGGGGGUCCAAAGUGCAACGUGUGCCCGUUCUUAAGCGACAACCGUGUUUACAUUCAUCAGUCAGGCGUUUGCUUGUAGGAUCCUUUAGGCCCCGAGCACAGUGGAGCAGCUGCCUGCCUCUUCAAAGUUUAUGGAGCGCACGUUAGGCUUUUGUUCUUGACUCACAAAACAUCCCUCGAAGAUGAUGACGCGGCGGCCGUUCAGAGCAUCCGCAAGCUGUGCGGCUUUCAGCAAAUGUCUUGUCAUGUACUUCAUUUCGCGAUGAAGCCGAGACAUGAAAUCUCCGAAAUUCAUGAAAUUCCAACCUAGUGGUGAGAAGUUGAAGUAAAGCAGGCCGCUCAUGGGCUGUCUCUAAUUCUACCUUCCCCAUUCCCAAUAGCCGUCCCUACUUUUGCCCGUUUUAGAUGUAAAAUCUUCAGAAAAUGAUGCGGGGGACCACCAACGCCUGAGAAUAAUAGCAAAGUGGACAUCACUCAAGGAAAUGCAUUCCCGGCCACGAUCUCUUCGAACCAGGGCCCCGAGAAAGUUAGCUUCGAAAACAUGCAGUUGAGCACACAGGGAAGUGAACGGCAGAAGAAGGACAUUCUCAAGUGUUCCCUAGGGUUUGAACAACUAGUCAUUGAGAGGAAGGCAAUUUCCCGGGACCAGAAUGACACAGAGAUCCUUGCAGAGCUGAUUGCCAAAUACAACAGUUUCAAAGCGAAUGCUGCCAUCAAAAAUUGGCAGAUAUCACCGCAACGACAAGGAAUCGAAAGAUGGAAAACGCUUCCACUAACAUUGAAUGUGCAAAAUUCUCCAAGUUCCCUUUACAUCUUUACAGAAACAAUGCCUCUAUUCCGAAAAUGCGUAAAGUUCCAGGCAGGCAUUUUUCAUUGCAAAAGUUCUUGAACCUAUCGUGGCCCUGUAGACAGGUCUGAAAACCGUUUCAAAACGUUUCAGCAAAUUCAGAAAGAUUCCACUUUCUAAUGUGGUGAUGAUGCCUGCGGUGAGAACCGAUUCUUUGCAUGAGAACGAUUCUGAGACCAGUGCGUUAGUUUUGGACAUCUUCCCGUCAUUCUCAGCAUGCGUGUCUAUCUGCACAUCCAGCCUACCUUUCCCUACCCUGUGUGGAACCCUACCGGCCCACUACGUCCAGGUUCUGUGUCGCGCAUUUUUUU